This is a messenger RNA of Caenorhabditis elegans, 1011 nucleotides long. RefSeq names its product F-box domain-containing protein (gene fbxa-113). Bases 38 to 967 code for a protein of 309 amino acids. The record is from RefSeq and is marked reviewed. NCBI's taxonomy places the organism in Eukaryota, Metazoa, Nematoda, Chromadorea, Rhabditida, Rhabditidae. The transcript is spliced from 4 exons.
AGAAAACCUACAAAAACGAACCAGAUCACCUGGAAAAAUGGCUGAAAAAUUGGACUUGGAAGCGAAAAAGAUUUCCGAAGGCCCAACUCUAUCCGAUAUGCCGAUUGGAGUGAUUCAUGAAAUUGUGGACAACUUGGAAGGAAUGAAACGAUUAGUUCUCCGUAAAGUUUGCCGAAAAUUGCGAGAUUUCAUGGACAACAAAGAUCCGGGAAUCAGAAAGAUUUCUGUGGAAGUAUCUGAAGAGCCCCCGCAUUGCUUGGACAUUGAUGAUUGUUGCAUUUCCUAUGAUAUCAGUGGGGAUGGUUGUACUGUUCAAGCCUUUGGCGGGUCGAAUAAAUAUAUCGAGAAGGUUCCAUUGAUUGGGAUUCUGGAUGAUUUGGCUGUGAUUCUGAAGAAUCCGAAACUUCGAUUAAAUCUUUUGGAAGUAUCGGCAUUCGAAGAGCAGAGGGCAAUUUUGAAGGCUUUUGGAGAAAUUUCCAGCAUGCUUCAUACUAAACGAAUAACGCUAGAGGGUUUUGAACCGUGUGAUUUCAUCUCUAUGCUUUCGUACUUCAAACCUGGAAUUCUCGGGGAAAUUAACAUUGAGAACUUGUCCAAUUUCACAGAUACCACUCAAGUUUGCGACUUGUUUGAGCUGGAACAAUGGAAGCAAGCGAAAUCGAUUUCAAUCAUUUCGAAGAAACAUUUUAAUUUUCCAAUUGAACACCUCUUCCAUCUCUCUCGUUUUCAAGUCAACUGGAUGAGAUUGUCGGUUGAUGAUGCUAUUAAGAUCAGAGAUGUUAUCAUGAAAUCCUCUCAUUUUGAAUCUGGAAUGAUAUUGGCAGAAUAUGAAAUUGAGCCAGAAGUUGUGAGAGUUUUCGAUCCAAACUACAAUGAAGCUGGCAAUUUUGAUCUCGUCAAAUGCGAAAUCGAGAAAUUUCUAGUUAAAAUCUAUGGGAAAAGUUUGAUAAUCAAAAAGAUUGAUUAAUGUUAAGAUAGAUUUUAGAUAAUUGGAAAAUAAACCGUUUUACU